AAGGUGCUAGAACAAAACACAGCAUCUCUAAAUCAUCACUUUUAUUAACCCAACAGUGAAGUGAUGAUAAUUGACAACUAAAGACUAAUAACCUCAACGGAUAGAGGUUUGUGCUGAUGAUUAGAAGAUGAUGAGCAUUGUCUCCCUUUAGCGACCCUGUGGUGGUGACUCUACCGCCAUUGCCAGCAACCGGUCGAUCGGCUGAGGUGGGAGAGAUCACAAUGGCCAUCCGAUCACGUGAUAGCUGUAGAACUCGGUUUCGUCCUCAAAGCUGGUUCUGGACCAUACCUCGAGUGAUUAGCCUCUUAUUUCUAAUCUUUCUGAAAGUAUCUGCCAAUAAUGGCAAGACCACGUGCUCUAUGCCUUCUGUUGAGCGUCUUCAGGAUACUGUCCUGAUAUGUCACUUUCCCGAGGACCUCGGGCUCGCCAAGAAAGACUUCACGGUCUACCACUAUGUUAACAAAAACAAUCCUGAUGCCGUACUGGACUGUUGGUGGCUGGGUGGCAAAUUAGACUGCUUUUCGAAGCUUGGGUUCAGCUUUAGUAAAACAGUCAGCACACAUCUCAGCGCUACAGUCACCAAAGUGAAUAACACUCAUGAGGGUUCUUACGCCUGUCAAGUCGCAGGAUUUGGACCCAGCUCCCUGGGAACCUGCGAAUUCAAGUUAAAAAUUGGAAAGGAUAACAGGUGCAAUAUCAUCCCGGAUAGACCUAACCAAGCCAACCUGACCUGUUACUUCAACGAGGACGUCAGCAAAACCCAGAGCAACAUCACUGUGUACAGACACACGGGAACUGAUGAACAAAGUCCUGUGUUGAACUGCUGGUGGGAUGGUCAAGAACCUAAAUGCUGGGUAGAGUCGGGUUACCAGUUAUUUCCACACAUUUCAUCUUAUCUCAUCCUACGUCUGCCUAAUGGUGACAGCAACUACUCCUGUGGACACGCCAGUUCUGUGUCAAAUUCUGGAGAUACAAAAAUGUGUCAAAUGGUAAAAGGCAAAAGUUAUUUUUCAGAUAAAGGGAGUGGGAGAGGUGAAACAGAGGAGACCACUCUAACCAUCAUUAUUAUCGCAGGAAUCACUGCCGGCGUCGUUUUGAUAAUUCUGGGAAUUUUCCUUCUCAUCAUUCUGAAACGGAGAAAGUCAGCAAUGAACAGAGGACGACAAGAUGAUGCAGCACAGCAACCUAUGCUGGGAGUGCCCAUGGCAAACAGGAGCAAAGAAAAGAAACCAAAAGUAAAACUGAGUAAGAAAGCUCGCCAGUUGAUGACACAACAGUUUAGCGACUACUUGCUGCAAAGUGUCACAGACAUGUUCCCUGAAAUCAUGACAGGCUGCUUCUUCGUACCACCCGUGUACUUCAACACCACCAGGUACACCACCACCAUUGUGGGCGAUCAGGUAGCGAACAUUCCACAAUCUCCUGACGCGCGUGCUGUGACGCACGACAAAAACGUGCAGCGCGUUCUGCACUGCUUACGUCACUGGGCGGAACACAGGCGCGAGAACAUGUUCGUUGUGACGCAGCUUGAGUACGAAGACUACCUGAAUGGCGAUGACACCUUUGCAGGACACACACUGCCUAAAGCCACCGACCUCGAUAAGAAAAACAAGGCAAUAAAAUGUUUUGACUUGAUGAUCAUUCAUCGUCAGCAUGGUGUUGUCCUCGGCGUUGUGGUAGACGUCGAUCUUGCUGACGACAGUAGAGGAGACGAAGAGGAAGACAAGACUGUACUCAGUGAUUUGUCAGACGCCAUACAACAGCUGAAGAAAGCAGAAGGUGUUGUGAGUCACGUGAUGUCAGACCUAAGCCAGUGUCUUCCAAUACGAAAGACCUUGAUCUUCCCCCUUCUCUCUGUCUCAUCACUUCAGCGUGCGUUAGAGGCGGAUGUCGCCAUGGCCGAGGAGCUUAGAGGGAUAUUGAAUGUUAAAAUCUUCAAAAAGUCUGCGAGCGAAGUAUCCACAGAUGCCUUACAGAAAAUAUCUGCCGACAGACUUCAAACUCCCGAACACGUCGACCAUUCCACCUCUAGUCUGUCAUCUGAUCAUGCUAUUAGAAAGCUCGACGAUUCCGCCACUACAGCCACAGCUGACCACACCUCUAUCAUUAAAACCUUCAAUGAUCUCAAAGCUACCAUACUUGACAAUCCUAUCCGAGCGUGCUUGUGUGCUGACCACCUCUCUGACCUCCAAAAUCCAAGUGAUGUCACGCAAACCGUUCUUGAGGACCUAGAACAAUGGUGGUCGGUUUUGACGCCCAGCGGAUCCGACGACCAACAAAUGAAUGAUGAUUUGUACCAGAAAAUAAUCAGCAGAGUGUGUGGACCUGCUACUACUCCUACGUUUUUUAUGCCUGGUGCCAGUGAACCCGUCCUGUUGCCCAAGACCUUAGACCAGGCUGUGUCGUUGACAGGAGAACUGUUUGAGCGGCUGACACUGUACCCGGACAUGACAGACUUACUCAAGGAACCCAGGCUCUUCAUUUGUGGUCCGCCAGGAACUGGAAAAACGACGAUGUUGAUGUUGGCUGGAAGGUCAUGGUUGUCAGAGGGUCAUGAUGUGUAUAUUCUCAAGACAUCAGAAAGUCGAUUAGAACAAAGUUUGAAGAUGGAAAGCUCCACACGACCGUCAGACGAUGGGGUGAGAGGACAAGUUUUUGUUUACUCUGCUAACAUUCAUGACGAAAAGAGCAGAAAGUCUGCGAUAAAAGAAAUACUGAAACAUUCAGGCCAGAAGGCAGUGCACAUCAUUGCUUAUGAAUUGGAGUGUGACACAGAGGACGUAAAAGACUUACUAGAAAACUUUCUUAAAGUCAACAACAGUCAGGACUGCAUGUGGAUAACACUGUCACGUGGUAGUAGAGGCAAAGCCGUGUGUCGAACAGAGAUCUUCACUAGACCUCUAAGAUGUCCACCAGCUGUAGUGAGAGAAGCGUCAGCAAUCUUAACUCAACAUUUUCCUGAUGUCAAACCCUACAGUCCUUCAGGUUUCCCACCUCCCACUGACGGACCUUCUGUGAAACACAUUUAUCAUGCGGGUCACGGGCACACGAAAGGUCAGCCACGUGACUGUGAGCAUUGCGCAAAUGAAGUGGCAAACUUUCUGACUCGCAUUAUUCGCACUUCGCAAAGUGAUUCUGAAGAAGGCAAAAGUGACGUGACACAAAAGGUCAGGCAAGAGGUCAGGCGACAGUUCUCUCUCCACGCCAGGGAUGUUAUGAUCCUCUUUGAAAGUGACGUGGACCAAACGGAAACUACAAUGUUGAAAAAGCUUAAAGACGCCCAUAUUAUUGUUGACGUCACCGCGGCACCCUCAGCAGGUGACAGUGACGUCACCACGGCACCUUCAGUAGGUGACAGUGACGUAGCAUUGGCAGGGGAGGCAAGUCGGUUGUGUGGCGAGAAAAGAAAAGUCGUGGUGUAUGUUGAGGAUAAUGUCGAUAACUCGGGCAUUUGGUGGACACGAGUGCGUGGUAUUACCAGUUGUUCUUCGCAGCUGAUCAGGGUUAUGAAUGGAAAGUCAGGUCACAAAACAUAAAAAUAUCACGUGAUGGGCAUACACUUGAGUUUUACGUGUUAAGAGUUCCUUUCUCUCUUCUGUCUCACUCAGUCAGCAAUGAUAGACAGAGCAUGUAAUAUACAGGAACAGGUAACACUGCCAAACCUUCUUCCCUUUUUUGUAAGGAUGCACACAUCAUGUUAUCUUCUGAACUGCAGUUGACGUAUUACAACUGACCUACUGUCAUAUCAUUCCCUGUGUGUAAAUAAGACCUCGUUUUUUACUUUUAGUGUCGUUGUCAGUAUAACAUCUUGUGAAAUAUUUUGAAGGAAAUUUUUAAUUAAAAGAGAUUUGUAA
Pomacea canaliculata is the source of this 3854-nucleotide messenger RNA. RefSeq lists its product as uncharacterized. NCBI's taxonomy places the organism in Eukaryota, Metazoa, Mollusca, Gastropoda, Architaenioglossa, Ampullariidae. The transcript has 13 exons. Bases 222 to 3536 code for a protein of 1104 amino acids. The record is from RefSeq and is a predicted model, not a curated record.